Harmonia axyridis is the source of this 1593-nucleotide messenger RNA. RefSeq names its product carboxypeptidase M-like. The record is from RefSeq and is a predicted model, not a curated record. The coding region runs from base 270 to 1511 and encodes 413 amino acids. Gene Ontology annotation, biological process: proteolysis. Gene Ontology annotation, cellular component: cell surface. Gene Ontology annotation, molecular function: zinc ion binding; metallocarboxypeptidase activity. The transcript has 7 exons. NCBI's taxonomy places the organism in Eukaryota, Metazoa, Arthropoda, Insecta, Coleoptera, Coccinellidae.
CAGUUCAGUUUCAUGAGUUCAUGACACCGGUCAUUUGUGCGUUAAAGAUAUAGAAAGUAUAAGAAGAAAGUGAAUUACUGUAAUACAAAAAGGUCUUGACGUAUUUUGUCUUAUUCAUUUUAUUUGAACCGCCUAUUGAAGCUGAUAAACACAAUUAUACUAAUUAUUAUGACUCUAACAACAAUUCGAUAUCUUCUUUCUGUGUAAAAUCAUUUAUUUCCCGGUCAUAGGAUCAGUUUAAGAAUUCCUUGAUUUAUGUGGUGUAGUUCAUGAUGCGAUUUUAUUAUAUUCUGCUGUUAUUGUUCUUUGCUCCAAGUGAAAUCUUGAGUGGGAAAUCGAAAUAUCACAGCAACAAUGAGAUUCUGGGUUUCUUAGAUCGUUUUUCUGAAACAUCUUCCCUCAAAACACAUGUUUUUUCAAUAGGAAAGUCGGUUUCAGGGUUUCCUCUGAAAGUUUUGAGAAUCAAUCAACCAGGAAAUAGGAUAGGUGUUCCGAGCAUUAAACUAAUUGCAAAUAUCCAUGGAAAUGAAGUUGUAGGAAGAGAGGUUCUGUUGCAUUUCAUUCAGUUUCUUGACAAAAACUACGAAACCAACAAACAAGUGAAAUGUUUGGUUGAUAACGUGAGGAUUUACAUCUUACCAACCAUGAAUCCUGAUGGUUUCUCAGAGUCAAUCCAGGGUCAAUGCGAAGGUGUAACAGGCCGUCAUAAUAAGAAUGACUUCGACCUGAACAGAAAUUUCCCAGAUUACAUCUAUGGAAAUGCUUAUGGAGUACCGCAAGAUGAAUAUAGAAGAAUGAUUCAGCCCGAGGCUGCAGCCAUAAUGAAAUGGAUGAAUAGGACCAGAUUUGUGUUAUCAGCUAGUUUGCACGGUGGAGCAAUGGUGGCGAACUACCCUUUCGAUAACUAUGGAAGUCCAGAGGAGCUUAAUAACAAAUAUGAAGCUCUUACACCCGACCACGAUGUCGUGUAUCAUUUGGCAAAAACAUACGUACACUCCCACAGGAGAAUUUCCAAAGGUGUUCGAUGUCCUUGGGAUGAAUUUGGGCUUCUUUAUUUCGAAGAUGGAUUGACCAAUGGUGCGAAGUGGUAUACUGUGAAAGGAGGAAUGCAAGACUAUAAUUAUGUGGCAGGAUGUAUUGAGUUAACUCUCGAGAUAUCUUGUUGCAAGUAUCCACAACCAAAAAAACUAUCAAUGUUCAAGAAGGAAAAUAUACAGCCUCUAUUGAAAUUUGGAUUACAAGCUUUACGAGGCAUUAAAGGUAGAGUUUUCGAUAGCCAAACGCAAAAACCCAUAGCUGAAGCAAUCCUGCACAUUGUUGGUCGUAAAUUUACUUUCAGAACUAGUAAGAAAGGAGAGUUCUGGCGCAUUUUGAGACCAGGAGCAUACAAUCUAAAAGUAGAAGCUGUUGGUUACGAGUCUGUUACUGAAAGAAUAACUGCUGAAGAAUAUUCGGAAGAUGAAUGCCCACAAAUUCCUAUGAUAUCCAUUUCCUUGAAGCCAAAGCAGUGAAGAUAUAGAUUUUAUUUUUGUAGUCACAUUGACUCAACUCUAUGAAUAUAAAAUAUUACGAAAUUGGGUAUUUUUUUGAACA